AUACCUACUUGCAAGCGUGGAAAGGCAGAAGGAUGACUAAUAAGCACCACGCCCGUUGACAAGAAAAGUGUCUUAUUUGAUCCGCAACUUCCGUGUCCUUCUGCCUGAUACCUAAAGUAUCAAAGGCCGGCCAUGGAACAGUACUUGAAGCUCAUUCCUUCCAAUGCAUCGUUACUCUCUGCCUACUCAUCUAUCUCAACAUCCUGGGUACUCUUCAAGACUGCUUAUAAUCAGGUCAUACCAAAACAGCUUCAAGAUUAUGCAGUCUCAAAAUUCAAGUCCUGCUUCUAUCAUAACCCAUCUUUUGCCACUUUCAUCAUCGAAGACAUGUGGUGUGGACUUGGCCGUAAUCAGCUUUAUGAUGCUGCAAGAGCUUACUUAUCUACCAAGAUUGGACCCGAGAAUCGUAAAAUCAAAAUUGGCAAGUUAGAGCAGCACAAGAAUGUGUCUGCUGCCAUUGUAGGAGGAGGAAAGAUUGUAGAUGUAUUCCAGGACAUAACCAUUACAUGGUGGUGUGUCCAAGAAGAAGAAGGCACCACCCGUACCAACACCAAGAUAAGCAAAGCCACAGAUAAUCUGGUAAUCCCUCCUCAGGCUCCUAGUACAAGUGCUUAUAAGAUAACUUUCGAUAACAAAUAUCGGGCAAUAGUUCAGAAUGAUUAUUUGAUCCAUGUUUUGAACACUUACAAGGCCUUGAUACAAAAGGAAAAGGUUUUGAAGCUGUACACUCGGCUUGAUAAAUAUGAAGGUGAAAGAUGGAAAUCUGUUGAUUUUCGGCAUCCUGCCACGUUUGAUACCCUUGCAAUGAAUCUAGAAUUGAAGAAAGCAAUAAUAGAUGAUCUUGACAGGUUCUUGGCAAGAAAAGACUUUUACAAGAGAGUUGGCAAGGCUUGGAAGCGUGGAUAUCUUCUGUAUGGUCCUCCUGGAACUGGGAAAUCAAGCCUAAUUGCAGCCAUGGCUAAUUACUUAAACUUUGAUAUUUAUGAUUUGGAGCUUUCCAGUGUCUUUUCUAAUGUUGAGCUAAGAAGGCUGUUGUUAAAUACAACUAAUCGAUCAAUACUCGUUGUUGAAGAUAUAGAUUGUCAUUCAGAGGUGCGAGAUCGAUCCAAAAUUAUGAAAGAAGAACAACUUAACCCCAAGAAAUAUCCCAAGGCAUUCACACUCUCAACUCUGCUAAAUUGCAUCGAUGGAUUAUGGUCGAGCUCUGGAGAAGCACGAAUCAUUGUGUUCACUACUAAUCACAAAGAAGUUUUGGACCCUGCAUUACUUCGUCCUGGGCGAAUGGAUAUGCACAUUCACAUGUCCUACUGCACUACUCAAGGCUUCAGAGUUUUGGCCUUGAACUAUCUUGGAAUUCAUGACCACAAACUCUACCAAGAAAUUGAUGGAUUAGUGGAGAGUACAAAGGUUACCCCUGCUUCUUUAGCUGAGGAGCUAAUAAAGAGUGAUGAUGCUGAUGUUGCACUUGGAGAAGUUGUCAAUUUCCUUAAGCGGAAAAAGAGGGAAGAAGAUCAAAUCGAAGAGGAAAGUAAAAGGCAGAGGACUGUUUGAGAGCAAAUAUAUUAGAAUGUGUACCUUUUGGUCAUGAUGCUUUAGAUAUUGAACGAUAUGCAGAAACUUUACUUUUUAUAAAUUAAUUUGCUUCCUUGCAAAA
This is a messenger RNA of Hevea brasiliensis (rubber tree), 1654 nucleotides long. RefSeq names its product AAA-ATPase At2g18193. The transcript is spliced from 2 exons. Lineage: Eukaryota; Viridiplantae; Streptophyta; Magnoliopsida; Malpighiales; Euphorbiaceae. Gene Ontology annotation, molecular function: ATP hydrolysis activity; ATP binding. The record is from RefSeq and is a predicted model, not a curated record. Bases 133 to 1551 code for a protein of 472 amino acids.